Messenger RNA from Helicoverpa zea (corn earworm), 762 nucleotides. RefSeq lists its product as uncharacterized. Bases 1 to 762 code for a protein of 253 amino acids. The record is from RefSeq and is a predicted model, not a curated record. NCBI's taxonomy places the organism in Eukaryota, Metazoa, Arthropoda, Insecta, Lepidoptera, Noctuidae. The transcript is spliced from 6 exons.
AUGACUUUAUUUAAUGAUUGUUACAACAGCUCAAUGGUCAUGGUUCACAAGAUGGAUUAUGUGGACACCACGCACUGCCACGACUAUUAUAGGAGAGUUGAGUUGGACAUAGAGACCAUGUGGCCUAUUCACCUGGUGUGCGCUAAGGGUGUGAAGGGAGGUCACUGCAUCUGGCGCAGUGGCACCGCCCUCGUCAUUCGAGACGAUGGACAGUGGAAACUGCUUGGUCUUGGUGUCUACGGUCCUGGCUGCCAAUCCCCGUCCAGGUUCCUGGACUACGGCAUGUACCACUACUGGGUGCAGCGCAGUAUCUCCAGAAUUGGACAGCCUGCCAUCACCAGGAUAGCACCAAACCAUCUGAUAGUCCGGAGAACAACAACAAAUAUCCCAAGAUUCGGUCACUGCGACCCCGAGGAGCAAAGGAUGGAGAUCUUCUCGGACAGGACCACUGUCGUGCCACCUUACACAGAGUUCGGAGAGUUUGACCAAAUAGCUAAUGUUUAUUAUAAUGUGACGUUACUCCAUAACGUGGACUAUCACUGCAUAAUAAUCAAAGUUUGGCACGUGUUUAAAACUACUGCGACCCCUGUGAUGACGAUACAUCGUUUUAAAACGAAACCUGAAGAAAACACGACGAGAUCCGACAUACAUUAUUUCGUUGAUAUAAAGUCAAGACAGACCUGUACGUUUGAAGUGAUUGCUUACGGAGCUGCCGUUCAUCCAGAAGAGGAGAUUGAAUUGGAUUAUACAAUACCUACCUAA